AUCAUGUGACGACUCCGGUGAUGUUGGAGGCAGCAUGUGACUCGGGGCUACGUGUUCUCCAAAACAGUUGCAAUACACAAACACAGCAGGCUCCCCUCCGCGCCCCAGCCUCUCCUGGGCCCUCCCUGCCUCUGGUCGGAGCUGACCCAAUGGGAAGCCGGCGUCCUGCAGCCACUGCCCCGUGAGCACCGGUGUCUGCAGACCAGGCCGCGGCCGGGCCCCUGGGAGCAAGCCCACCGUUCCGCAGCCCUCAGACCCUGUCCGGUGCGACCGCGGAGGCCCAGGGAGGCCAUGUGACCUGCAGAAGCCAUGCAGCCGGUGGCAGAGCCCGGCUCGGGAGCCCGCUGUCCCGGCGUACGUGACGUGCCGCCACCCAGGGAAUGGAACAGACGUAAACCACAAUAAUUCCGGAUCCCAUUAUGAGAAUUCGCAGCGGGGCCCUGUGUCUUCUACGAGUGACUCUAGCACAAACUGUAAGAACGCUAUUGUGAACAACGCCCCCGGAGAAGCAGCAUGGCCCUCGGUCCCAGGCGCGGACCCAGAGCCGGCUUCAGAGUGUGUGGGUGCUGAUUCUGCCUCCGGCUCCGAGUCAGAGAGACACCCCGCCACCAUGGCCUCGGGGCGUGCGGGUGAGAGGGACGGCCUCCGGGACAGCCCCGGGCUGGGCCCCCAGAACAAGUUCGUGGUGGCCGGCGGUGGCAGCACUGCGCCCUGGGGGUUCUCCCACGGAGCCGUCAUAAGCACAUGUCAGGUCCCCGCGGACGCUCCCGCCAGCAGGUCGGAAAGCGGCAGCAAGGCAGUGACUGCUUGGGGCGCGGGGAGCCCUUCAUCAAAUGGAGGGCCGGGUCCGAGCACUUUGCACCCAGCUAGCAACCACGGUGCCUGGCCAGUGCUGGAGAGCAAUGGCCUUGCCCCGAGGGGGCCUGGGGCGGGCGGUGCUGGCGGCGGCGGCCAGUGCAGCCCUGCGGGCCAGGCGCCCGGCAGCCAGAGUGUCAGCUCGAAAGCGGGGGCCUCUUCGACCCCGGGGGCCUGGGGAAGCCUUCAGGAGACUUGUGACUCUGAAGUCAGUGGUACACAGAAGGCUUCGUUCAGUGGCCAACCUCAGACUAUCGCCACUGAAACGGCCGGACCAAAUAACACUACUCACUUCGCAACGUCUAGUUUACCGAGCUCCGGUCCAGCCCAGAGCGGCGAGCCACCCAGCAGCGCGGGGGCCCGGCGUGCGGGCACGGGGCCUCACCCUCAGACCCCGGCCCCGCCCGCCCUGCACGGCCCCUCCCUGCCUCAGCUCAGCAAUGGAGAGCCCCAGGGCGGGGGUUCGCACGGUACUACGUGGGGCGCCUACGGGGCCAGCUACUCUGGAGACACGCGCGCGAGCCCCAACGGCCAAGCUAACGGUGACACUGUGAACGCAACUCUAAUGCCGCCCGGCACCAACGGGCCGGUGGGCGCCAACUUCCAAGGCAACACAAGCAAGAGGGGCGGCGCGUGGGAGCCCGGGGCCGCGCAUUCCCAGAGCGCGUCGUGGGCAAGCGGGAACGGGCCUGGUUCUGGAGGCGGCCGGAGAGGCUGGGCGGCUCCCGUGCAGGGCACAGGCGCCGACCCAGCCGGCGUGGAGUGGGGCCAGCUGCCGGGCACUCAGCAUUCCAGUGACAGCACGAGCAGCGGUGCUCAGCGGUUUACGAACGGAUGGAAGUCUGCCGAGGAGGAGGGCCAGGGCUCCGCCCCGCCUCAGCCAAGCGAGCAGAGCGGCGUGUGGGCCAAAGCGGGAGGAGCAGGGGACAGUGACGGGAGCGCGGAAAGCACCGGGCGCCCGGAGGACAGAGCGCCCGGGGACAGUCAGAGCCGAGAGCGGAGGAAGGUCGACCCGCACACGCUGCUGCAGAGCAUCGUGAACAGGGCCGACCUGGACCCGCGCGUCCUGUCCAACUCCGGCUGGGGGCAGACGCCCAUCAAGCAGAACACUGCCUGGGACACUGAGAUGUCGCCGAGGGGCGGGAGAAAGGCCGACCGCGGGACAGAGGCCUGGGGGGGCUCCGCAGCACAGACGUUCAACUCAGGGCCGUGCGCCGACAAGACGAGCCCCGGUGGCCACGAUUCCACAUCCGGAUCGGGGUGGGGCGAGCCCAGACCCCCUCUGAGGUGGGGGGACGCCAAAGGCUCCGACUGCCAGGGUGGGUGGGAGGACGAUUCUGUGGCUACGGGGACGGUCAGGAGCGGUCAGUGGGGGCCUCGCAAGGAGGAGACGUCUGCGUGGGGCGACUUGCAAAAGAGCAAGCAGGGCUGGGGCGACGGGCAGAAGUCACAGCAGGGGUGGCCUGCCCCCGCCGGGGACGACUGGGGGGAGACGGCCAGGAGCGACCACUGGGGGGAGGCCAAUAAGACAUCGAGCUCAGGCGGCAGCGACAGCGACAGGUCCAUCUCCGGUUGGAACGAACUCGGCAGAGCCAGUUCUUUCACUUGGGGAAAUAACUUAAACCCCAACAACUCGUCAGGGUGGGGCGAGUCCUCCAAACCCAGUGCCCCCCAGGGCUGGACUGACCCUGCAAAGGCCGGUCAGACUCUGGGCUGGGGCGAGGCCAAGCCUGCCAGCUCCCCAGACUGGAACAAGCAGCAGGACGGCGUCGGGUCCUGGGGCGCCACGCCGGCCCCGGGCAAGCCCCCCGGCUCUGGCUGGCGGGGAGGGCCCAUGCCGGUGUCCGCCGGGCCGGAGCCCACGGGCUGGGAGGAGCCGUCCCCAGAGUCCAUCCGGCGCAAGAUGGGGAUCGAUGACGGCACCUCGGCCUGGGGGGACCCCAGCACGUACAACUGCCGGGGCGUCAGCAUGUGGGGCCGCAGCGCCCCCGGCGGCCGGCCAGACCAGCAAGCACAAGGCCAUCAGCUGCUGCCACCCACAAGUGCCGUCUCCAACCCAGAGGCCGGCAGCUCCGGCUGGGGCGAGCCCUGGGCGGAGCCCCCCACGCCAGCCACCACUGUGGAUAACGGCACUUCUGCGUGGGGCAGGCCCGUGGACAGUGGCCCCAGCUGGGGGGACCCCGUUGCCGCAGCAUCCAGCACACCCGCGUGGGGCUCCAGCUCCGCUGCUCCGCAAGGCCUCGGCAAGCCCGGGCCCAAAUCUAUGCAAGAUGGCUGGUGUGGCGACGACAUGCCGCUGCCCGCAAGCCGCCCCCCAGGCUGGGAGGAGGAGGAGGACGUGGAGAUUGGGAUGUGGACUGGUAACUCAUCUCAAGAGCUUAACUCAUCUUUGAACUGGCCGCCGUACACUAAGAAGAUGUCGUCCAAGGGUCUGAGUGGCAAGAAAAGGAGGCGGGAAAGGAGGCGGCCACGGCGUUUUCCGCUCUUUUCCUUCGCGAAGGGGGUGAUGAAGGGCGGCAGCAAGCAGGAGGACGCGUGGAUGACCCCGUUCGUCAAGCAGUUCUCCAGCGUCGGUUUCUCGAGAGACUCGCCAGAAGAAAACACACAGAGCAAUAAGACGGACCUUUCCGGAGGGAUGCUACAGGACAAACGGGUGGAGAUAGACAAGCACGGCCUGAACAUCGGCGAUUACAACCGCGCGGUCGGCAAAGGCUCCGGCCCUCGGCCUCAGGCCCCCAAAGACGCCCCCGUGGAGCGCAGCCCUUACUUCGACAAGGACAGCGCUGUGGCAGAUGAGCCCCCGAGCUUGCCGUUUCUGUCCGGUCCGAGCGUGAAGCUCCCGCCUCCCAGUAGCGCAGUGCCCGGGCAGGCCCUUGGCCCCGUAGCGGGGCUGGGCACGCAGACCUUGGGCUCUGUCAGACAGAACAGCAGCCCCGGCGUGUUCGGAGCGGGAGGCGCAGCAGCACAGGCCCGGGGCCUGCAGCAGCCGCCAGCACCGCCCCUCAGCUCGUCGCAGCCCGGCCUCCGUGCUCAAGUGCCUCCUCCAUUACUCUCCCCUCAGGUUCCCGUCUCGUUGCUGAAGUACGCGCCCAGCGGCAGUGGCCUCAGUCCGCUCUUCGGCCCCCAACAGGCGGCCAUGCUGAACCAGCUGUCCCAACUGAGCCAGCUUUCCCAGCUCUCCCAGCUGCAGCGGUUGUUAGCCCAGCAGCAGAGGGUGCAGACUCAGAGAAGCGUGCCUUCUGGGAGCCGGCAGCAGCCAGACCAGCAGGGUCGACCUCUCAGUGUGCAGCAGCAGAUGAUGCAGCAGUCUCGCCAGCUCGACCCGAGCCUGUUGGUGAAGCCGCCGCCGCCGUGCCAGCCGCCGGCCGUGAAGCCCUUCCUGGACGCCGCCGCGCCCCACAGCGCGCCCGAGCUGCACAAAGGGCCCUCGCCGGGCAGCGCUUUCAGCAGCUUCCCCAUAGGCUUGAACUCAAACUUGAAUGUAAACAUGGACGUGAACAGUAUUAAAGAACCCCAGUCACGACUGAGGAAGUGGACGACAGUGGACAGCAUUUCUGCAAACACGUCUUUGGAUCAAAACUCCAGCAAACAUGGUGCUAUUUCAAGUGGUUUCAGGCUGGAAGAGUCCCCGUUUGUCCCCUACGACUUCAUGAACAGCAGCGCUUCACCAGCCAGCCCUCCAGCGUCAGCAGGGGAUGGCUGGCCACGUGCCAAAUCGCCCAGCGGCUCUAGCAGUGCUAACUGGCCACCAGAGUUCCGCCCUGGUGAGCCGUGGAAAGGCUACCCGAACAUCGACCCUGAGACUGACCCUUACGUCACCCCUGGCAGUGUCGUCAACAGUCUCUCGGUCAACACUGUGCGGGGAGUGGACCACCUCAGGGACGGGAGCAGCGGGCCCUCCUCAUCCUUGAACACCACGCUGCCUUCAACUAGUGCCUGGUCCUCCAUUCGUGCCUCCAACUACAACGUCGCCCUCAGCAGCACAGCACAAAGCACUUCAGCAGCCAGAAACAGCGACCCCAAGCUGACGUGGUCGCCCGGCCCAGUCGCGAACACCUCCCUGGCCCACGAGCUGUGGAAGGUCCCUCUGCCACCUAAGAGCAUCACUGCCCCGUCCCGCCCACCGCCGGGGCUCACCGGCCAGAAGCCACCCUUGUCUGCGUGGGACCCCGCUCCUCUCCGUGUGGGCGGAGGAUGGGGCAGUGCCGACGCCAGGUACACCCCAGGUUCCAGCUGGGGUGAGAGCAGCUCAGGGAGAAUCACAAAUUGGCUCGUUCUGAAAAACCUCACACCUCAGAUCGACGGCUCGACUCUGCGCACGCUGUGCAUGCAGCACGGCCCGCUGGUCACCUUCCACCUGAGCCUGCCGCACGGCAACGCGCUGGUCCGCUACGGCUCCAAGGAGGAGGUGGUGAAGGCACAGAAGUCGCUGCACAUGUGUGUGCUGGGGAACACCACGAUCCUCGCCGAGUUCGCCAGUGAGGAGGAGAUCAGCCGUUUCUUUGCACAAAGUCAGUCCCUGGCCCCCGCCCCCAGCUGGCAGUCCCUGGGCUCCGGCCAGAGCCGGCUGGGCCCCCUCGACUGCUCCCACCCCUUCUCCAGCCACUGGAACGGUGCUGGGCUGUCGGGGACCAGCUGUGGAGACCUUCCCGGCGCUUCCCUCUGGGGGGGCCCGCACUACUCCGCGAGCCUGUGGGGCCCUCCGAGCAGCAGCGACCCCUCCCCCAUCAACGCUUUUCUCUCUGUCGACCACCUGGGCGGGGGUGGGGAGUCCAUGUGACGGGUCGACGUAGACUCACGCCGUGACCUCAAGACGCGAAGGGCAGGGGCACAAAGUCGGGCUCGCCGCCUGCAGCCGGGGCCACCUGUGGGAACAGCUCUUCUCUGCACAUUUUCCACUUUGUUUUCCCCAAAACAUAUCAGUUUGAAUACUUGAAUCAUGCAGGCCGAUAUUAUAAUGUGAAGGCAUCUGUCCACACUCCCCAGCAGCGCCCCGCGUGCUGAGCGCCCCGUGCACCCAUCAUGUUCAGCCUUCGGGUCCUUUUUCCCUAGCCGCCGCCCCCCCCUUUCUUUUUUUGCAAACCAUUUUUGGGCUGACAAUGUCUGAGCUUUUACCUUUGCACUGAACGAUGCUCUCGGCCGGUCGGCACCGUGGGGCGGCCGUCCCCAUGCGCCGUUGACUCGAGCUGAGCAUCCUCGACACGCCUGACGCCCGCCCGCCCGCCAUGCUGCCGGGGGCUCGGACGGCCGAUCGGGGUGCUGACCCCCGACUGUACAUGAAAGUAUUGCACCACUUUUCCAUGUUAUAAAACUAAAGAAUUUCGCUCUGCAGUUUGAAAAACUGUGGCCACAGCUGUGACUUGCAGCCCACCUGCCACCCAGGACGGGCCCCGCACUUUGAAUAGGCUUUCCAUUUUGUUUUGGAGGUUCCCUCGGCGAGCCUUCUUGUUUACAGAUUUUUUUUUGUUUGUUUUUGAGAAAAAAAAUGUUUACUCUUCCAUCAUUUAAAAAAAAAAAAUCUAAAAGACAAAAAAAAAAAAAUGGAGGAUGAUUUAAAAGAUGCUUUCUAUCUCUGGGAAAAAGAGCAGCGUUUGGCCGUGUUCUUUGUUUUUCUAUUCCCGCCCUGAAUCAAAGAGCAUGGCUCUCAGGAAAACCAGUUCCCCAGUUUAAAAAACUCCUUGUCGUUUCUUACAGGAAAGAAAGAAAACCCCCCACUGUUAGCACUGAUACUACAUAUUGCUCUGUUAAAGAAUUUUCUCUGCCAAAAAAAAAAACACAAAAAAACGCUUCAAGCUGGAGUUUGACAUUCUGCUUUCAGAUGCUGUCUUUUUAUUAGUGAGUGAUGAUGGUUUGCUAGUCAGCAGUAGGUAACAAUUUUUGUAAUCCCAUCACGUGGCCCUCCCCCCGUCUGCUCUUGUGGCCGUGUUCACGUACCUUAAAGCCGAAACCAGUAACUAUGCAUACUGUAAGCGAGGCGUUGGCUUACAGACCUGUUCGUCGUUUAGAGAGAAUUUUAAAUGUCGUUGCGAACUAACGAGUUACACCAUUUUUAAACUUCCUUUCUCUCCUCCCCCCUCCUCUUGCCCACAAAUGGUAUUAUAAUGCUUGUUAGUCAAAGGAGAGACUAAGCAAGGGUAAAAAUCUUAACUACAGAACUCGCCAUCAUUUCAUUGCCUUGAUUCUAACUGUUCGUGUCCUACGAUGCACAGGAAGUCAGUGGCUUUUAACUGUUUACAAAUAGAAUGUGAUUGUACCAUGUACAGUUCGGUUGUGUUUGAAUCAUGAAAUCCCUUCAGACAUAAUAAACCGCGACUUUUUGGCUGCUCAGCGUUGUCUCUCUCUCGUGGGUUUAUUUGUACGCCCUUUUUUAUGAUGGACGUUUCCAAGUUGCUGCGUAUGAGGUUCUCAGAGCAACCAAGUAAAAGUCUAAGCAAAUAUUUGAACAUUUUGUCUGAACUCACCUACAGUUUCACCCUGAAAUAAUGUGAGAACGAUGGGAAACUAGCUGCUCCUCUGGGAGCGCCUCUGGGGUCUCGUCGCCCAGAGCUUCCGCGACUCAUCUUCCCACCAUCUGUGCCCAUCUCAAGCCUCAGCGAGGGACGCGAGGGACGCGGAGCGCCGCUUCCCGACAGUGUUCUCGUGCUAGACUCACCCCGUACGGGACGGGCGGCGCCCCACCCUGCACAGCCGGCGCCCCGGGCGGCACCUGUGCGGACGUCUCCGCCCGCGGCCUACACCACGCUCCGACUGGCCGGGCGUGAGCCGGCGCUCUGUGCGCUCGAGGUGCAUUGACGUCCAUGCUGGUUUUUCCAAAAACCAAAGGUAGCUUUGAAAAACCACGCCUGGAAAUGUGUGGACCGCUGCGCCGAUCGACCUUCUGGGGCUCUGAGUAGUGUGUGACCGACUUCAUCGCUGCGUUAAUUGUAUCGUUAACGUGUUUGGGGUUUUUUGCGCUUGUUAUGUGGAAAUAAAGUGUUUGAUUUAAAAAAAUGAA
This is a messenger RNA of Pteropus alecto (black flying fox), 7849 nucleotides long. RefSeq names its product trinucleotide repeat containing 6A (gene TNRC6A). Lineage: Eukaryota; Metazoa; Chordata; Mammalia; Chiroptera; Pteropodidae. Bases 611 to 5635 code for a protein of 1674 amino acids. Gene Ontology annotation, molecular function: nucleic acid binding. Gene Ontology annotation, cellular component: nucleoplasm; P-body. Gene Ontology annotation, biological process: positive regulation of nuclear-transcribed mRNA poly(A) tail shortening; miRNA-mediated post-transcriptional gene silencing. The record is from RefSeq and is a predicted model, not a curated record. The transcript is spliced from 22 exons.